This is a messenger RNA of Seminavis robusta, 1911 nucleotides long. The record is from the annotation of a GenBank genome assembly. Lineage: Eukaryota; Bacillariophyta; Bacillariophyceae; Naviculales; Naviculaceae.
AUGCGUGUUUCGUAUGUACUCUCGUUUGCAGCCGCUGUCUCAGUGUUGCAAGUUGCCUUCGGCAAAGGUCUCCGUGGGCCUCAGGAAGCCAGGAAGCUUAAGACGAGCCGCAUUGUCGGCGGUGACCCGUCCAGCUUUGACGAGUUCAAGUUCUUCGUGGACCUAGAUGGAUGUGGUGCAAGUCUUAUCUGGGAGGAUGUCGUCUUGACGGCAGCGCAUUGCAACGUUGGUUUGAGCACUGCCAAAGUGGGCCCCAGUCAAGAGUCCCGCAAUCUUGCUUCUGGAACCGUUCAUCCAAACUACAACACCCAAUCAAACUCGUUUGAUUUGAUGGUAUUGAAACUAGAUAGCCCUGUUUUGGGCGCCUCUACCAUUGGUCUCAACGACCAAGACGGAACGCCUUCUGCUGGCGAUCCCUUGCAGGUUAUUGGAUUGGGUCUCACUUCCGAAGAUGGCUCAGCUUCGAGUGGCUUGCGAAAGGUGACUGUCAACUAUAUUGAGACGUCCACUUGUGAUAACUUGUAUGGAGGUGGAAUCAAUGAUGCAAUGAUGUGUGCUGGUGUGGAUGGUGGUGGCAAGGACUCGUGUCAGGGAGACAGCGGUGGGCCAAUCUUUGCUGGAAACACCCAAGUUGGUGUUGUAUCGUUUGGAGAUGGUUGCGCCCGUCCAGACAAACCAGGGGUCUAUGCCCGCGUAUCUGCCGGCUACGAUUGGAUUCAGCGCAUGAUUUGCUGUCAUGCGGAAAAUCCUCCUGGAAACUGCGGCCAAGUAGACCAGAGCGAAUGUCCCAAUGAUUUGGGCAGUGGCGGAGGUGGUUCAGAUGAUGGCUUUGGUGGCCUUGAUGAUGACUUCUUUGGAGGAGGAGGAGGAGGUGGCGGGGGGUGGUGCGGCGGCGGUGGUGGGGGAGGUAAUGAUGAUUUUUCAGGUGGUGGCGGUGGCGGCGGAGGAGGUAAUGAUGACAUCCCAGCCUUUGAUGACAACUUUGGAGGAGGUGGAGGGAGUGAUGACGUCCCAGCCUUUGAUGACAACUUUGGAGGUGAUGAUAACUCUGGAGUAGAUGAUAAUUUUGGAGGAGGAAAUGGUGAUGACAACUUUGGUGGAGGAAAUGGGGAUGACUUCCCAAACUUUGAUGACAACUUUGGAGGUGACGAUAACAUUGGAGGCGGAAAUGGCGACGACUUCCCAGCAUUUGAUGAUAACUUUGGAGGAGAUGACAGCUUUGGAGGGGACGAUAACUUUGGAGGGGAUGAUAACUUUGGAGGGGAUGAUAACUUUGGAGGAGGAUUUGAUGACAACGUUGGUGGAGGUGGCGAUGAUUUUGCAUGGGAUGAUGACGUUUGGAACAACAACGGUGGUGGUGAUGAUGGGUUUGAGCUUGGCCCAUUUAGAAACCUUCCACCUGGCAGCCAUCGUCAAGCCAAGACACCCCAAGUGCAGCACAAUCUUUUCAAGACAGCUCACAACAGUGUUGGCCUCAAAGAACACCACCACAAGAGGAACCAUGCCCAAGCCAAUCAAAAUCAUGCCAAUACAGCUCAAAACAAAGCUGGCCAGCCCAAGAAUCAUAACCAUAUGGGUCACAACCAGACAAAGCAGCUCACCAAACUCAAUCACAAGCAGAGAAAACAUGCAAUCAAUGCAAUCAAGAAAGAAUAUGCUCGUUAUGUUGCUAAGCAUCACAACAACACCAAGCUGAAUCAUCAGCAGAAGAAAAACAUUGUCAAUGCCAUCAAGAAGCAGUAUGCCCGCAACUAUGCAAAAUAUCAACGAGCAAAGCAUCACGAAGGAGACAACAAGUCUAAUGUCCAACAAAAGAAUCCCGCGCACCAUCAUACCAAGAAUCAGCACCACAAGCAUCAGCACCACAAGCAGAGCCAGCCUCAGCCAGAACCCAAGCACUUGGAGAACUGA